AUGCGCAGGACGGCGCGGCCGGGGCCGCCGGGCCGGGGCCGCCUCCCGUGGACCCGCGGCCUGAGGGCCCCGCCGCCGCCGCUGCUGCUCCUGCUCGCGCUGCUGCCGCUGCUGCUCGCACCAGGCGCCGCCGCCGCCCCUGCCCCGAGGCCGCCGGCGCUGCCUCCCGCGUCCGCCGGGCCCAGCGUAAGCCUCUACCUGAGCGAGGAUGAGGUGCGCCGGCUUAUCGGUCUUGAUGCAGAACUUUAUUAUGUGAGAAAUGAUCUUAUUAGUCACUACGCCCUAUCCUUUAACCUGUUAGUACCCAGCGAGACAAAUUUCCUGCACUUCACUUGGCAUGCAAAGUCCAAGGUUGAAUAUAAGCUGGGAUUCCAAGUAGACAAUUUUGUGGCUAUGGACAUGCCCCAGGUCAACAUUUCUGCUCAGGGGGAAGUUCCACGCACUUUAUCAGUGUUUCGGGUCGAGCUUUCCUGUACUGGCAAAGUAGAUUCUGAGGUUAUGAUACUAAUGCAGCUCAACUUGACAGUAAAUUCUUCAAAAAACUUUACAGUCUUAAAUUUUAAACGAAGGAAAAUGUGCUACAAAAAACUUGAAGAAGUAAAAACUUCAUCCUUGGACAAAAACACUAGCAGAACUAUUUAUGAUCCUGUACAUGCAGCUCCAACCACUUCUACACGUGUAUUUUAUAUCAGCGUAGGGGUUUGCUGUGCAGUAAUAUUUCUUGUAGCAAUAAUAUUAGCUGUUUUGCACCUUCAUAGUAUGAAAAGGAUUGAACUGGAUGACAGCAUCAGUGCCAGCAGUAGUUCCCAAGGGCUGUCUCAGCCAUCUACCCAGACGACUCAGUAUCUGAGAGCCGACACACCCAACAAUGCAACUCCUAUCACCAGCUCCUCAGGUUAUCCUACCUUGCGGAUAGAGAAGAAUGACCUGAGAAGUGUCACUCUUUUGGAGGCCAAAGCUAAGGUGAAGGAUAUCGCAAUAUCCAGGGAGAGGAUAACUCUAAAAGAUGUACUCCAAGAAGGUACUUUUGGGCGUAUUUUCCAUGGGAUUUUAGUAGAUGAAAAAGAUCCAAAUAAGGAAAAACAAGCAUUUGUAAAAACAGUUAAAGAUCAAGCUUCUGAAAUUCAGGUGACAAUGAUGCUCACUGAAAGUUGUAAGCUACGAGGUCUUCAUCACAGAAAUCUUCUUCCUAUUACCCAUGUCUGUAUAGAAGAAGGAGAAAAGCCCAUGGUGAUAUUGCCUUACAUGAAUUGGGGGAAUCUUAAAUUGUUUUUACGGCAGUGCAAAUUAGUAGAGGCCAAUAAUCCACAGGCAAUUUCUCAACAAGACCUGGUCCACAUGGCUAUUCAGAUUGCCUGUGGAAUGAGCUAUCUGGCCAGAAGGGAAGUCAUCCACAAAGACCUGGCUGCUAGGAACUGUGUCAUUGAUGACACACUUCAAGUUAAGAUCACAGACAAUGCCCUCUCCAGAGACUUGUUCCCUAUGGACUAUCAUUGUCUGGGAGACAACGAAAACAGGCCGGUUCGGUGGAUGGCUCUUGAAAGUCUGGUUAAUAACGAAUUCUCCAGUGCUAGUGAUGUGUGGGCCUUUGGAGUGACGCUGUGGGAGCUCAUGACUCUGGGCCAAACACCCUAUGUGGACAUCGACCCGUUUGAGAUGGCCGCGUACCUGAAAGACGGUUACCGAAUAGCCCAGCCGAUCAACUGUCCUGAUGAACUAUUUGCUGUGAUGGCUUGUUGCUGGGCCUUAGAUCCGGAGGAGAGGCCCAAGUUCCAGCAGCUGGUCCAGUGUCUCACAGAGUUCCAUGCAGCCCUGGGGGCCUACGUCUGACUCCUCUCACAGUCCCCCAGCGUCAGGAGGAAGGAGCCUGCCAGGGCUCACUUGCAGCCGGUCACGGAUGCCGCAUACGCCACGCAACGCCGCAGAAGCACAUUUGUCUUCCAGAGCACCGUGCCUUAGGAAUGCUUUAGAAUCGGAACUAUCUAAGGCAGACUUAAUGAUGUCAAAUAUUUUCUAGAUAUCACUUUCAUUAGGUUGAACUGAAAAUGUUUUUGUAAAUUUUUUGGCCAAAAAUUUUUUUAAACAUAGUUAACUUUGGACUAGGGGUACAUUCUUACAAAAUAAAUAAACAGUUUUUAAAAUUGUUUAAACACAGGUAUUUGGAAUAGCUACCUUAGUGCAACUGCUUUUUAUUUUUUUUACUUCAUCAAGGUAAUGUAGGUGAUUCACCUUUAAAGUUUUUUGUUUGUUUGUUUUAAUAUUUAUCCAUAGUCUUGGGAAUGGUUUGUCUUCAAGAUGCAGUACUUUUUCUUAGGAAAAGAAAAACAGAAAAAGAUGUCGGUUUGCCUUGUACAGGAAAAGGCAAUAUUGGAGGAGGAACACUGAAAGAAAAGCUAGAGGGGAAAAAAAGAGAAAAAUACUUAUUAGAAACUGCCCUUCCGUGGAGAAUUGUUCUUUAUUUUUUUAAUGAAAAGGAGUUCUCCUUUCUUAUUUUGGGGGAAGUAGGAGCUGAGUUCAUUGAAACAUCUUAAUUUUGGCAGAACCUAGCAUUUCUGUGAGCCAGAAGUGGGUUUGGGACAGGUCAGUAGUGAACAGUGGCGAUCUUAUUUAUUUUUACUCUCUGGAAAAGGAGAUAACACAAUUCCAGAAAGUGAAAUCUUGUUUCUAAGGUUAGGAAUUCCUUUUAUUGCACCUAGAAUAGUGCCAUGCACAGAAUGGGUGCUUGAGUUGUUUUGAGUAAAAAAAUGUAAACAGGUAGAUUUUGUACCUAUCUUCAAGGCUGGCUUAAGUAUAAAAUGGUUUUUUAAAAACACCUGAGAAAUUAAAGGAUUUGUUUUAUAUUA
Messenger RNA from Lagenorhynchus albirostris (white-beaked dolphin), 2843 nucleotides. RefSeq names its product receptor like tyrosine kinase (gene RYK). NCBI's taxonomy places the organism in Eukaryota, Metazoa, Chordata, Mammalia, Artiodactyla, Delphinidae. Gene Ontology annotation, biological process: axonogenesis; multicellular organism development; protein phosphorylation. The transcript has 15 exons. Bases 1 to 1830 code for a protein of 609 amino acids. Gene Ontology annotation, cellular component: signaling receptor complex. The record is from RefSeq and is a predicted model, not a curated record. Gene Ontology annotation, molecular function: protein kinase activity; ATP binding.